GUUGAUGUUACAAACCUUAGUUGAAGAGAUACACUUUUUUUGUCGUUGUUGACAGCAAAGCAAAAGCGUGUAUUUUAUUAAAUCGGUGUAAACUAUUAUUGUAGUAUAAUGCAUGUAAAUAGCAACACUUGAUUCGAAAACAAGUGGGAACUAUAAAUCGGCGACACCGAGACUUCACCCGGCUGUAUUUUGCAGUGACGCACUUCCAAAAUGGCUUCCAAACAAGAACCGGUCUAUCAAAUUUUCUCAUUUCAGGACUUUAAAACAUCUCCCGACCCGAUUUGUCCAACACCCGCCCAAUGCCUGUCCUCUACAUCUACCCCGAUAGUGAUCGAUAACGGCUCUUUCCAGACCCGGGCUGGCUGGGCGGCUCCAGGGGCGGAGUUUGACUCUCCGCGGAUGCUCUUCAAGUCGGUGACGGCGCGCAGCAGAGGGGCCGCCCGCAGCGAGACCCAGAUCGGAAACGAUAUCCCAAACCUGGAGCCGCUGCGGUGGCUCCUGAAGAGCCAGUUUGACCGAAACGUGGUGGUCAACUUCGAGAUCCAGGAGCUCAUGUUCGACUAUGUGUUCACUCACUUGGGCAUCGAAUCAGAGGGCAGUGUGCCACACCCCAUUGUGCUGACGGAGGCGCCCUGCAACCCGCUGCACUGUCGGAAGAUGAUGUCAGAGUUGCUGUUCGAGUGCUACCGCGUCCCAUACGUCUCCUACGGCGUGGACAGCUUGUACAGUUUCUACAACAAUAGCACUCAAAUGAGCCUCCAGCCACCACAAACCGGCAUCGUUUUGUCCUCAGGAUACCACUGCUCUCACAUCCUGCCGGUUAUCGACGGCAGGUUUGAUGCGGUGAACUGUAAGCGUGUGAACGCGGCUGGGAGCCAGGCAGCGUCCUACCUGCAGCGCCUCCUCCAGCUGAAAUACCCAGGUCACCUCGCCGCAAUCACACUAAACCGCGUGGAGGAACUGCUGCAUGAACACAGCUACACUGCUGUGGAUUACCAUGAAGAGCUGGAAAAGUGGCGCAGCCCAGAGUUUUAUGAGCGGGAGGUUCACCGCAUGCAGCUUCCUUUCUCCGGUAAGGUGCCGGGCGGCUGCGUGAAUGUGGAGGAGAGGCAGGAGAGACGAGCCCAGCAGCUUCGGCGGCUGCAGGAGAUCAACGCUCGUCGGCGGGAGGAGAAGCUGCUGCAGGACCAAGAGAGGCUGGACAGACUUCAGGCAGUGCAGGAACUGCUGGAGGACGGCCUGUUGGAUCAGUUUCAUAAGAACUUGGUGGAGCUCAACAUGGACUCGGCCGAGGAGCUGCAGUCGUACAUCAACAAACUGCAGCUGGCGGUGGAGCAGGGCCGACAGAAACUGCUGCAUAGCGACGGAGCGGAGGGGAAGACUGAGGUGUCUGAGCUGGAGCCGCCGAUGGACGAGGGAGAUGGAGUGGCGCUGAUUGAUCCUGACUUCCCUGAGGACACGCUGCCAGAGAAACCUGCUAAUGUGGUUCAGCCUUUGUUCAACAUGGCGGAGUACCACCAGCUGUUUGUAGGGACGGAGCGUCUGCGGUGUCCAGAGAUCAUGUUCCAGCCCUCUCCAACCGCAGAGGACCAGAUGGGACUGAUGGAGACGUUGCAGUACGUCCUUGCCAGGUACACACCAGAGCAGCAGGAGGCGCUGGUGAGCAAUGUGUUUCUGACAGGAGGCAACAUGCAGUACCCGGGUAUGAAGCAGAGGGUGGAGAGAGAACUGCUGGCCAUGAGGCCCUUCCAGUCACACUUUAAGGUGAGAAUGGCGUCGCGGCCGGCCCUGGACGCCUGGUACGGGGCGAGAGACUGGGCCUUGCAGCAUCUACCGAGCGGAGAGGGAGGAGCAGCGGAGGGCUGGAUCAGCAGACAGGAGUACGAGGAGAAAGGGGGAGAGUACCUGAGCGAGCACCGUGCUUCUAAUAUCUUUGUUCCCAUGAAAAUCAUCAAACAAGCUCCCGCUCGUACCACCGAGCCCUCCGCCCCGACAUCUACCGGAGCCUCUGCUGCCGUCACCAUGGUUACGUCUGACCUGACCCUCCCCUGUUCUACUGUUGCUGCUAAUGUUACUUUGGUUUCCUCCUAAACGGGGAUCUCCGUUAUCAUUAGAAGACGCACGGCAACAAUCGAAAACAUCAGCUCAGAAAUCGAAGGUGCCUUAGUUGAGGCUGUUUUUACAAUAUUAAGAACGUUUCCUCUUUUGAGCCAACCAGUUCACCGUUUGUUAAUGGGAAUAGACUUCCGGUCUGUUCUUAAUCUUCAUCAAUCUGCUGUUGGUCUCCUGUGACUUUUGUAACUUCUGACUGGAACUUUGUUGGAAAUACAGCGUUGUUAUAUUUCCAUGAUGCUUUGCAAAACCACAAGAGGCCAUUCAUAUUGAAUGGUCAUCAAAAGAAUGAUCUUCAAAGGUCUCGUGGGAAUGUUUCAUCUACUUUGUAAAUAGAUUUUGUUGUUUGUAUGUUUUUAUUAAAAUAUAUAUUUUCUCUAAUGGAAA
Messenger RNA from Pseudoliparis swirei, 2499 nucleotides. It is a transcript of the gene actr5, whose product is annotated as actin related protein 5. The coding region runs from base 211 to 2091 and encodes 626 amino acids. The transcript is spliced from 9 exons. Gene Ontology annotation, cellular component: cytoplasm; Ino80 complex. Gene Ontology annotation, biological process: regulation of DNA-templated transcription. The record is from RefSeq and is a predicted model, not a curated record. NCBI's taxonomy places the organism in Eukaryota, Metazoa, Chordata, Actinopteri, Perciformes, Liparidae.